AAGAUGGUAUGCAAACCUUGCGAUGAUGCGGAUGAUGAACCCAAAAAGGAAGAAAAGAAAGAGGAUGUUCCUAAGGCGCUACCAGCUCCGAAGAAAGCGGUAGUAGAAUCACCUGAAGUGGCCCGCGGCGUUAACGUAACGAUUCUUGGCGCUGAUUCACCUGUUGGACAUUACACUGCGUUGUUGCUCAAACAGUGCCCUUGUGUCAAACGGAUUCGACUUUAUGAAGCGAAGGACAGGCCAACGGAGCCUGAGCGAGAUAUAUGUAAAGUGGUGCAUGAUCUCCAACACAUAGAUACAAAUUGUGUUAUCCAAGCAUAUGGCGGCAGUCCAUCGGAGCUGAGCUUAUGUUUACAGAAUAGUCACAUAGUCCUGAUGCUGGAAAGUGAUGCGCAGAACUUGGAGUUAUCGCUGGAGACGCGAUUCUAUAGUAAAGCACCGCUAGUCAAGAAAUACGCAGAUGCCAUUUCACAAGAAUGUCCGCAAGCUUUUACCGUAAUAUGUAUAUCUCCUGUCGACUGUAUGGUACCUUUGGCUGUUGAGAUUUUUAAAGAUACUGGGUUUCAUGACCCUCGAAAACUGUUAGGCACGAUGUCUGUCGCCGAGAUGCGUGCGAGCACUUUGGCAGCGCGUGCUCUCAGCCUCGAGCCUCGGUACACCAGAGUGCCAUGUGUUGGAGGCACCGAAGGAGAAACACUAGUGCCUCUCUUCUCAAAAGCGGUCGAAUUCUUCGAUUUUGCGCGGCACAAUGCUGAACUAAUGACUGAGACAGUGCGAUACGCGUCGAAGGCUGUGGCUUUCAGUAAAUCGGCAGAUCUGAGCGAAGCCCAUGCACACGCUGGCCUGGUAAAGGCAAUAGCGUACGCCCUCCUGUGUCAAGAUGUACCAAGGGUGACUGGCUUCGUAGAAUCUGAUUCAUCCCAAAUCAUUUCACCAGCCAAAUACAUCGCAAACGAAGUAGAGCUCGACGCCCACGGCAUCUCUAACAAUUUCGGUGUGGCUCCGCUCUCGGACUACGAAAUGUUUCUAAUGCAUUUGGCCAUAACUGAGCUUAACUACAGGCAGAAAUUAGCUGAAGACUGGAAAAAGAAUUGUAUCAUUCAUACUCUUAACCAAUGCGAAAGAAACUAUUGGUUCACACCGAAAUCCACUGAGUUUAGUGACGUUGGUUUUAAUUGUGUGUGUUAGCUGCUAUUAGGGGCAUUACAAAACAUUAAAAAAUGCAAUGUGGUGUAAAACUCUGGUGAAUCUGUCGUGCGAUUUUGUCUCUUGUUUGUAAUUUUGUUUCGUUCUCAGUUAGUAAAGGUGUUAAUC
Hyposmocoma kahamanoa is the source of this 1314-nucleotide messenger RNA. Its product is annotated as malate dehydrogenase, mitochondrial-like. Gene Ontology annotation, biological process: tricarboxylic acid cycle. Gene Ontology annotation, cellular component: cytoplasm; mitochondrion. Bases 4 to 1188 code for a protein of 394 amino acids. Gene Ontology annotation, molecular function: L-malate dehydrogenase (NAD+) activity. The record is from RefSeq and is a predicted model, not a curated record. Lineage: Eukaryota; Metazoa; Arthropoda; Insecta; Lepidoptera; Cosmopterigidae. The transcript has 7 exons.